GAUUUUGAACAACAAAAAGUGGGAGAAAAAAGAAUUUGGCGUGAAUGAGGGGGGGGGGGCAUCAUUGGAUUUAGUGAACCUUCAACAUCCAUCCAAUGAUAACAAGACAUAGUACAUCAUCGUAGAUCAUUUGUCUCAUUUGCACGCCUACUAUAUAUACUUCGAUUUCGUCUCUCCGCUUAUUCUGCUUCUGAUUGAAUACAAAUUACAAACUCUCUGCUCAGCCCCAGCGAUCUCAAUCUCUCAUUCUACAUCUUCCCGUUCAAAUCUCGGUGUAUUGUCACUAUUCAUGAAGCUUUCUCGUAAUAAGAUGGAUUGCAUUAGUCAGUUACCCGACUGCAUUUUGUCUCAUAUUUUGACAAUGUUACCCAUGAAAGAUCUGUUGAAAACCAGUAUACUGUCUAGAAGGUGGUGCAAGCUAUGGGCUUUAAGGAGAGAUCUCUACUUUGAUAUCCACAAUGUUCUUGGUAGCGAGAUGGAACUACUAGAAACUGGGGAUCUCAUUGAUCUCCCUAGAGAUUCUACUGUGGUUUGUUUUGCCGAUUUUGAUUUGAGUAGGGAUGAAUUUGUAAAUCGAGUAGACCGGUUUGUCAAGAAUUUUGAAGGCACAAAUAUUGAUUCUUUCGUAGUGAAUUUUUAUUUAGAUUGUGAACAAAGUAACAAUAUUGAUCAAUGGAUAAGUUUUGCGAUUGCAAGAGGAGUUGAAAGAAUCAAUCUACUUUUUCUAGGAAGGCCUUAUGCACAUCUCGGUCCUUCACGCAAACGUUACGAGUUUUCCUUUUUUUUUAUUUUCGAAGACUAAUGCUUCAACUCUAAAGCAUCUACAUCUACAAAAUUGUCUAGUUUACAAUAUCACCAACUGUGACUUUAUUCUGUUCAAAAAUUUGAGAUCACUUACACUUGGAAGUACUAAAGUGGAUGAACUGUUUAUUACAAGUCUGGUGUCUAAUUUAGGAUUACUUGAUGAGCUUCACUUAAUAUAUUGUGAGUUCAAAUCAUCAAUGCCAAAGAUAGUGAGUUCAUCCUUGUGUUAUCUUGAAGUUAAAAACUGCCAUGUCGUAUCCAACAACAUCAAAAAGGGUGUAAACCUUUGUUCACUAGAUUGCCUUAAACUCACUUCAUUGGAGUACUUUGGUCCUGGUUUGGAGACCUUUUACAUUAAUACCCCUAUGUUAAAGAGAAUUCAUAUACCGGUUAUAUCUGACGAAUAUGUUAAUGCAUUUGCACUCUUGUCAACUCUUACUGAACUUGAUAUUCUGCAAUUGGACAUCUAUUCAAUGGUCAAACCUUUGGUAAAAAUGACUCAACCACUCAGACAUCUUAAACAAUUGAACUUCAUCAUACAGUGGUCGCACUGGGACUUCUUAAGUGAAAUGGAGUUUGAUCUUUUGUGGAUUCUCAACAUCCUUCAAACUUUUCCUCAAUUGCAGAAACUUUCAAUCAUGCUCACAUAUCCAAAGAUAAUUAAAAAACAAAAAGUUGUCAAAGAUGUUGAAAUAUGCUCUCAUGACGAGAUCAGAGUUAUUGAAUUGGGAGGCUGUGUUGGCAAUUGGUAUGAAAUUGAGUUUGUAAUGAAUGCUCUGAAAUAUGCCCAGAAACAUGAGCGAAUAGUUUUGAGUCCUUAUCGUCGAGAACACGACUCGGUGGAUUGGAAAUCUGAUCCUCCUGUGUGGUCUCAAAAUGGGUGUCAAAGGAUUAGACAAAAGCUUCAAAGUGAAGAUGUAGUUGGACGAGAAAAAGUUGUGUUUGUAUAAGAGUAUAUAAUUUUUUUCCUUUGUGGGUUGAGAUGAUUGAUAGAUUAAUAUUUAUAUGUAAUGAUAUUUGAAAAAACAUUUUUGCUACA
Medicago truncatula (barrel medic) is the source of this 1843-nucleotide messenger RNA. RefSeq lists its product as uncharacterized. Bases 738 to 1754 code for a protein of 338 amino acids. Lineage: Eukaryota; Viridiplantae; Streptophyta; Magnoliopsida; Fabales; Fabaceae. The record is from RefSeq and is a predicted model, not a curated record. The transcript has 4 exons.